UGGUCAGUGGCCACUUUACAAUUCUUCUAUUUUUCCCUUUCACUAUUCUCAAUUGAUAUAAGUGUUCCUCUUAAUUCGAACCUUCAGCAAUUUUUACUCUUUUAGAUGAAUUCAUGAGGUUUUUUUGUCAUAAAAUUUCCCUCUUUUUCAAUCUGUUUUCUCUACAUCAAGCUUGCGUUUUUUGUUUAGGUUCUGAAUAUUCAAGUGGUCUUUGAGGAUAUUUUUUUACUGGGUACCAUUAUCUCUCCCCCCCCCCCCCCCCCCCCCCCCCCCUUUAACUAAGAACAACAUGUCUGUGUUCCUUAAAGCCUUGCCUUUGAUGGCUCUCCGUCCUAGACCAUCCUCGUUCUUUCUCUGCAGAGUUUCUAACACCAUUCCAAGGGCCCUUUCCAGAAGCAGAAGAACUGUCUUUUCUGUUUCUGCUUCAACAUCCCCUUCAAUAGAACAACCUCCUUCUGUUUCUGAAACACUCACACCCAAUGCUAAACCACCUUUAUCCCUUAAGGAAUCUCUUGAAUGGGUUAGCAGGACUGCUUUUUGUGGUGAGUUGUCUAUAAACGAUGUGGGCAAAAGGGUCCAGCUUUGUGGGUGGGUUGCCCUUCACAGGGUCCAUGGUGGCCUCACAUUUCUUAAUCUCAGAGACCAUACUGGCAUUGUUCAGGUUACAACCCUUCCAGACGAAUUUCCAGAUGCCCAUUCUGCUAUCAAUGAUUUGAGACUUGAAUAUGUAGUUGCCAUUGAAGGUAUUGUCAGGUCUCGACCAAAUGAGUCAGUCAACAAGAAGAUGAAAACUGGCUUCAUCGAGGUUGCUGCAAAUAGAGUUCAAGUAUUAAAUUCUGUAAAUUCAAAGUUACCAUUCUUAGUUACUACAGCAGAUGAUGCAAAAGAUUCUCUAAAAGAGGAAAUCCGUUUAAGGUAUCGAUGUCUUGAUCUACGACGGCAGCAAAUGAAUUUCAACAUAUUGCUACGGCAUAAAGUGGUUAAACUCAUGCGGAGAUAUCUAGAAGACAUACAUGGUUUUGUGGAGAUUGAAACUCCAAUACUGUCAAGAUCCACACCAGAAGGUGCCCGGGAUUAUUUAGUUCCAUCAAGAAUCCAGCCAGGAACAUUCUAUGCCUUGCCACAAAGUCCCCAGCUAUUUAAACAAAUGCUAAUGGUAGCUGGUUUUGAUAAAUAUUAUCAGAUAGCAAGAUGUUUCCGUGAUGAAGAUUUAAGAGCUGAUAGACAACCUGAGUUCACCCAACUGGAUAUGGAGAUGGCUUUUACUCCUUUAGAGAAUAUGUUGGCUCUUAAUGAAGAACUGAUCAGAAAGGUUUUCCUUGAAAUUAAAGGUGUGGAGUUACCAGACCCUUUUCCCAGGCUUACAUAUGCUGAAGCAAUGAGUAGAUAUGGUUCAGACAGGCCAGAUACCAGAUUUGAUCUUGAGUUAAAAGAUGUAUCUGACAUUUUCUCAGGGUCUUCCUUCAAGGUUUUCUCUGAUUCCUUGGAGAGUGGGGGAGUUAUUAAAGUGUUAUGUGUACCUUCUGGCACAAAAAAGUACUCAAAUUCAGCUCUUAAGAAAGGCGAUAUUUACAAUGAAGCACUCAAAUCUGGUGCAAAGGGUUUGCCUUUUCUCAAGGUCUUGGAUAAUGGGGAUAUUGAGGGAGUUUCUGCAUUAGUAUCAAGUAUGGAUCUUACAACUAGAGAAAAUUUGUUAAGGCGAUGUUCUGCUGGACCAAGUGAUCUCAUCCUAUUUGCAGUUGGUCAUCAUGCGUCUGUAAAUAAAACUCUAGACCGGCUUAGAGUUUUUGUAGCCCAUGACCUAAGUUUGAUUGACCAUGGCAGGCAUUCAAUUUUGUGGAUCACUGAUUUUCCAAUGUUCGAGUGGAAUGAUUCAGAGCAGAGGCUUGAGGCUCUUCAUCAUCCUUUCACUGCACCAAAUCCUGAAGACAUGAAUGAGCUUGCAUCUGCUCGUGCAUUGGCUUAUGACAUGGUUUACAAUGGGGUGGAGAUUGGUGGGGGAAGUCUGAGAAUUUAUAAACGUGACAUACAGCAAAAGGUUUUGGAGAUUGUUGGCAUCUCAAUGGAGCAGGCUGAAGCGAAGUUUGGUUAUCUUCUCGAAGCGCUUGACAUGGGGGCUCCACCACAUGGAGGCAUAGCUUAUGGGUUGGACAGAUUGGUUAUGUUGUUGGCGGGCUCUAAUUCCAUCAGGGAUGUCAUUGCUUUCCCAAAAACAACUACUGCUCAGUGUGCCCUCACUAGGUCACCUUCUGAGGUGGAUCCCCAGCAGCUCAAAGAUCUAUCAAUUUCAACAUGCAACUCUGCAUAGUGUUAUCUAUUGCUUCACAACCAUUUUUGUAUUAUGCUAUAAGGAAUAAUUUAUGUAUAUCAAUGAAGAGGAGUUUUAAUUAAUUCUUUUUUAAAGGGGGGGAUACCAGUUAUGAUUGUACCAUUGGACGUAAUAAAAUUAAUUCUUUGCUCAUGUUGUUAAUCACAUUUUUC
This is a messenger RNA of Gastrolobium bilobum, 2481 nucleotides long. Its product is annotated as aspartate--tRNA ligase, chloroplastic/mitochondrial. Gene Ontology annotation, biological process: aspartyl-tRNA aminoacylation. Gene Ontology annotation, cellular component: cytoplasm. The record is from RefSeq and is a predicted model, not a curated record. The coding region runs from base 290 to 2308 and encodes 672 amino acids. Gene Ontology annotation, molecular function: ATP binding; nucleic acid binding; aspartate-tRNA ligase activity. Lineage: Eukaryota; Viridiplantae; Streptophyta; Magnoliopsida; Fabales; Fabaceae. The transcript is spliced from 15 exons.